UCAAGGAAGGUAAAUAUGAAGAUCUUUGCUGGCGUGGCCGACGGUAGCGUGGUCAUUUUCAAACGCAAUCAAGAGGGUACGUGGAACUUCAGUGAGCCAAAAGCCGUAGGUCUCGGUAAGUCUCCCGUAAUGGCGUUGGCGGUUGUGAGAGAAAGCCUGUGGUGUUCCUGUGGAAACAAGUUGUUUAUUGUAAACCACAAUGAAGAAGUUAUCAAGCACGUCAUUGAAGUUGACGAUAACCCGAAAACCAACAUCAAGCACCUUGUUAGUUACGGUGUGGGUGUCUGGGUGUCUGUUUGGAAGUUCCCGUCGAUCAAGCUGUUUCAUAGCGAGACACUCAAGCACGUACAGGACAUUAGCAUCUCUUCUCCGGUGACCAAUAUGCAGCGAGAUAUCGAUUCUCAGUUGGAAAAAACAAAACUUGAUCAAGUUUAUGCCACAGCUUUAGCUGCGGAUGAAGGUUUGCUGUGGGUGGGGACGAGUGUGGGCGUUACUCUAGUAUUUCCACUUCCAAGACUGGAGGGAAUACCACUCGUGUCGGGCAAAGCGUGUGUAGCAUUCCACUCGUACGGCAGCAGCGUGCGAUGCUUUUACCCGUUGAAAAGCAACCCGAGUCCCAGGACGGGGACGGGAUACGGACCCGAAGGAAGUAAACUUGACUUUAGUUUGUUCCGGGAACACGAGGUCAGAGAUGCGUGUGUGCAGACGGAUGCGGGAGUGUCGGGGGCCUGGACCUACUCGUCACGUGGUCCGGCCUUGGCCAAUCAAAGUGAAACUUCUCCUGAAAAAGGCAACAGCAAUAAAAUGCCAGUGACUGGCGGACAAACUACUGACCGUGGGGGAGAGGGUGACGGGGAUUUCUCUGACCAAGAUGUUCAUAGUGAUGACGAAUUUAACUUCGUGGAAGAUAGACAGCAAACGUUGAGUGGCAUGCAAAUACCGCGAUUAUCAAGCGUUGGGACUGCGUCUUCAACGGGUUCGUUCAGUGUGCGGUUUGAGGGUAGUGGAAACCCUUCCAAGAACGCCACUUCGAGUUCGGUCCAAUCCGAAGAUUUAGUAGGCAAGACUGAAUUCCGAGUUGACGACUUCGCCCGAAUGUUAUCCGAAUUUAAAGGGUUCGGGAGCACGCCUCCGCCGAGUAUUUCCGAACCUCCACGAAUCCCGCUCGUUCUUGUAAACGAGCAGGACCCGACACUGUCGGCUGUGGAUGCGAACGGUGAUGUAAAUUCCGCUGAAAGCGAGGAAACCAGAAACGAUCCUACUGUCAAUGGUGAUGUGUCCGGAAGUGCUUCUGCGCCCGGUGAGCAAGGAAACGGAAGUGGAAGUAGGAGCGAGACAGCGGAUGUUAGGGGAAGAAUAAAAUCUGUUGGUGAAUAUGUCAAACUUAAUGAUGCCCGUGCAGCGGCUGAAGCUCAAGGAAUUCACUUGGAAAAGGUGAAUGAAACUAAUCCAGCAUCUAAAGAUCACCCCAGCCCAGAGAGCGGCCUUCGACCGGAAGUUGAAACCAAACCGGAAGAGGACACCGCUUCCGGAAAUCUCCUUGUUACUUCCAUUGAUGUGGGGGCUCCGAGUUAUAUAGAAGUUCUUAAAGACACUGAUCCACGAGCCGCAAAAUCACCGGAAAUUCCGAAAACAUCGGAGGUGAUUUACGACAGUCCUCGCCAAGACGAUAGCUACAAUGUAUUUGAUCAGAGUCAAGCACGCGAUUCUGUUGCCGGAACUUUAACGACCCCUAAAGUGGAGAACUUGAAACCGAGGCUGCCGUUCCCAGUCCUCCUCGUAAGCGCUGGUGAAGGGUAUGCAGACUUGCGACGCAAAAGGCCCAACGAGAACGAGAAAGAGCCGAGAGUCAUGAUCUGGCAGAUUAGCUAAACUGGGUUAUGUCGGAAAAUCUUCGGAUCGCGGUCGGUCAGCCUCGGCAAGUGAAUUUCUCAAAAAAGUAACGCUGAGAGAGUUGUAUUAAUGAGCUACACAAAGUUAUAAAACUGUUAGAAUUAUUACCGUUGUGUCACUUUAAGUAGAUAGCUUGGUUUUUCUGUUUCUCGAUUCGCUCGGAUGUGCUUGCAACAAUUGUUGAGUGAGUUGUUUCAGUGAUUAGAAAUCUCAAGUACUUCAGGUUAAUCUCAUCUUAGAAGUUCAUUUUAGAAGUUACUUAAGCAAUAGACCACAAGUUUUUAUGGUUUAUAGGCUGAUAAACCACGCGGGAUGUUGGAAGAAC
Messenger RNA from Orbicella faveolata, 2218 nucleotides. RefSeq lists its product as uncharacterized. Gene Ontology annotation, biological process: positive regulation of stress fiber assembly; actin cytoskeleton organization. Gene Ontology annotation, molecular function: protein binding; guanyl-nucleotide exchange factor activity. NCBI's taxonomy places the organism in Eukaryota, Metazoa, Cnidaria, Anthozoa, Scleractinia, Merulinidae. The record is from RefSeq and is a predicted model, not a curated record.